AUGGCUAGUGGUAAAUCGACUCGCUAUGUAUACACGUACCUUCAUGGAAUGUUCAGUGGGCCUCAUUCACGUAAAGGGCAGCUGCUCAGCGAGUACCUGCGCCAGCACGGUCAAUACCUGCAUCAACCAAAUUUGAACAAUGCAGACGCGGUUCCACUGAGAAUAUCCGCAGCCAUGGACGUCCUGCACAAGUUUUACCAGGACAAUAAAUUGCAAGUUGCACCGACAAAUGCCGGACCGAUUACUCACGGAGCGUCGCAGCAUGACGUCAGGCUGCGCAUCGUUGCCUCGAGUUACGGUGGUUAUCUGGCGGCGCGCUUUGCACAUCUCCACGACGAGUGUGUAGACAGUCUGAUUCUGCUCUGUCCGGCGUUCAAUCCCAACUUCCACUUCCGUCACGUGUUUGGAGAGAUACGCUGGGCAGCGUUUGAGCGCACCGGCCAGAUGGAGAUGCAGACGGGAAUGCGUCCGCACGGGGCAGCAGUCAGUGAGACCGGUUGGUACGCCGUACAGUGUCCAUACUCUAUCUUUGAAGACGCUCGCGAUAACCACCCGCCGUUCCCGCUGGUGACUUGCCCAACACACAUCGUACACGCGUCUCGUGACCGCGUCAUUUCGCCGCACUCCUCGCAGGAGUACGUGGACGAGCAUAGGCGGCAGCUCGGUUUCCAUGACAAAGAUGGCCGACCGUGGCCGCUGCGCCGCGAGACGGUGGAUGACGAUCACUUCAUGACGUCGCCGACGUCUACUGCACGUAUUCGUGCCGUCGUCAAUGCCAUGUGGAAGAUUGACAGUGCUUCGUAA
Molecule: messenger RNA, 804 nt
Organism: Sycon ciliatum
Lineage: Eukaryota; Metazoa; Porifera; Calcarea; Leucosolenida; Sycettidae
Exons: 1
Coding region: 1-804 (267 amino acids)
Source: RefSeq, a predicted model, not a curated record